This is a messenger RNA of Nicotiana attenuata, 950 nucleotides long. RefSeq lists its product as uncharacterized. Lineage: Eukaryota; Viridiplantae; Streptophyta; Magnoliopsida; Solanales; Solanaceae. The transcript is spliced from 3 exons. Bases 216 to 755 code for a protein of 179 amino acids. The record is from RefSeq and is a predicted model, not a curated record.
CUAAACCUCUCUUACUUUUGGCUUACUUCUAAAUUUAAGUCUAUUCUCUCGUUCUCUCUUAUUUUCACAAAACAUUCAAAUAUAUCCAUACCCCUCAAUUUCUUAAUAUCUCUCCCUCUCUUUCCUUAUAUCUUUUUCCUCUUAAAAUUGUUCUAAAUUUGUUCCUUUAAUUUUAGUCUCUUCAUCCGAUAUUUAUUGGGAAAGAAAAGAAAAAGAUGAAGGGGAAUACAGGAAAUCCACUAGCUUUGACAUCCUUGAAUCACAUAUCCCUUGUUUGCAGAUCAGUUGAAGAAUCCAUUGAUUUUUACAAGAAUGUUCUUGGAUUUGUCCCCGUUAGGAGGCCUGGAUCAUUCAAUUUUAAUGGCGCUUGGUUGUUUGGUCAUGGGAUAGGGAUUCAUCUCCUUCAGUCUGAAGAUCCAGAAAGAUUGCCAAAGAAAACUGAAAUUAAUCCCAAGGACAAUCAUAUAUCUUUCCAGUGUGAGAGCAUAGAUGCAGUGGAAAAGAAGCUCACACAAAUGGGGAUAGAGUACGUUAGACAGCUAGUGGAAGAAGGUGGAAUAUACGUAGAUCAGCUAUUUUUCCACGACCCAGAUGGUUUUAUGGUUGAAAUUUGCAACUGUGACAACUUGCCUGUGAUUCCAUUGGUUGGGGAAAUGGCUAGAUCUUGCUCCAGAGUUAAUCUUCAUCAACCUCAGCCAACACAGCAACAACCCAUAGUACAUGUCCAAGUCCAACCUUUAAUUAAACUAGAUUAAUGUUCCUAGUUUAAGAUUAUAAGUUGGUUACUUACAAUGUUUGUUACAACAGCUUUUUCUUUUUCAGAAUGUUGUUGCUUUCUUUGUAUGAUAGUUUUGGUAGCCCUAUUGAUUUGAAAUGUGUGUUCUGGAUUUAGGUCCAAGUGUACAACCUUUCGAUUAAUUGGACAAAAAUACCUGAACUAACUUUGUCAA